UCUUGACUGAGGGGGGACGAGGAAGAAGCGAAAAGCGCUCCUAAACGCAUUCACUUCCGGGUCAUACGCCUCAUUCCGCGCCAAGGGAGGAGCCACGGCCACCGCCGUUUUGAGGCGCCGCGGGUGGUAGGUUGGCUGCCGUGGCGGGGAAUGGAGCGGGAUUUGCUUCGCCAGGCGCUCGGCUUUCACGGGCCGACGUUGCUCUCCCUCCUCCGGACAGAACAGCACGACCACCCGGACUUCCGAGGCCUCCUGCCGCCCGGGGGGACCGGGCUGGAGACGCUGCCGCCGUCCAGGAAAGAGAGAGGGAUUGAUAAUAUUGAUAUACAACACUUCAUUGCCAAAAAAGCUGAUCUGCUUUUUUCUCAUUCUUGGAAAGCAAGUGUGCCAAUAACUACAGAAGGAAGUGAAGAGAAUGAAGAUUAUUGUGCUAUCAUACCACCCCUGGAGCAGUUCAUGGAUGUUCCCAGUGCCGAGAGGAGAGAGCUGUUUUUCCGAGAUGUUGAACGUGGAGACAUAGUGAUUGGAAGGAUUAGUUCUAUUCGUGAAUUUGGCUUUUUCAUGGUGCUCUUCUGCCUGCGAAGUGGUGUAUUGCGAGACAUAGCAGAUUUAGAAAUCUCUGCUCUCUGUCCAUUGAGAGAUGUGCCUUCCCAAAGCAGCCAUGGAGACCCUUUAUCAUACUAUCAAACUGGUGAUCUUAUCCAAGCUGCAAUCAAGGAUAUUGAUCGCUACCAUGAAAAACUCACCGUAUCGCUGCACAGCUCUGCUCUUUCUCCUAGCCUUGCAAGUACCAAAUUGGGAGUAAUCUGCUCAGAAGACUUACCUCUGCACUAUAGGAGGAGUGUUGAAAUAGCCAGUGGGCUGGAAACAUAUGAAGAGGUUUUGCAUCAUUCCUUGGGCUUUGCCAAUCCUGCGGUUGUCGAGUUUCUGGUAGGCAAGCUAGGACUGAAUGAGUCCAGCCCACCAUCCUUAAUGAGAGGACUUCAAAGCAAAAAUUUCAAUGAAGAGGAUUUUGCUGUUUCAUUGCGGAAAAGACAAUCUGCCUCAUGGGCCUUAAAAUGUGUGAAGAUUGGUGUUGAUUAUUUCAAAGAGGGACGCCAUGUGGAUGCCAUGAAUGAAUACAACAAGGCUUUGGAAAUAGACACACAGAACGUUGAAGCCUUAGUAGCCCGUGGGGCACUUUACGCAACAAAAGGAAGCUUAAAUAAAGCAAUUGAUGAUUUCGAAGUUGCUUUAGAAAACUGUCCAACACAUAGAAACGCUAGAAAAUAUCUUUGCCAAACGCUUGUUGAACGAGGAGGCCAGUUGGAAGAGGAAGAUAAGUUGUUGAAUGCUGAAAGUUACUACAAGAAGGCUUUAAGCAUUGAUGAGACAUUUCAAGAAGCUGAGGAUGCUUUGUUGAAACUUCGUAAGCAUAUACAGAAAUCUCUUGAAAUGAGAGAGAAACAAGCGGCGAAAGAAGAAAAACAAAAAGAGAAGAAAAUAGAAACAAGUGCAGAAAAACUUCGUAAGCUCUUAAAAGAAGAAAAAAGGUUGAAGAAGAAAAGGAAAAGGUCAACGUCCUCUUCUUCCUCCUCUUCCUGUGAUUCUUCAUCAAGUGAGUCUGCUUCCUCUUCCUCCUCCUCCUCCUCCAAUAACAAAAAGCGCAAGAAAAGGAAUCGGAACAGGUCCGAAUCCUCGCACAACUCUAAAAAACAUGCAUCUCGGAGUUCCUCUCAUCAUAAUAGGAAAGAUGAUUGCUACUCUCCUCCAGCCAAUACCUCUGCUUCCUUCCUUAACCAAAAGCAUGAAAUGGAGAAACUGCUGGAAAGGCAUAACAGGUUAGGUUAUCAAAAGCCUGAGGUAAGAAGCAGAGAGAGAGAAAAGGAACAUUUUCUGUCACAGACUUCUGCUGAUGAAGAUCCCUAUGGAGGUAGGUCUGAGGAUUCGAGAGAUUCCUAUACCAGCUCCAAGAUUCAUACAAAUUGUUACAAAACAGAAAAACAGGGUAAGUCAGAGAGAGUUUCCUCCAAUAGAAGAGAGAGUACAGGUGCCUAUCAUAAGAAGGCCAACGACAGGAACAAGACGCACAAUUCUGGAAAAUCAGAAAAAGAAUUUGGAAGGAAAGAGCAUUACCGAAAGCACAGUCCAAACCAAACAAAGGAUUCUACAUCCCCCACAGGGUCUGAUUACUCAACCAAAUCAAUUGAACACUACAAACGAUACACUAGCCGAUGGAUAAAUGAGCCGAGUAAGUACAAUGCGGAAAGCAGGCCAGAGUUGGUUUGCCUUAAAAAUGAAAAGGAACCCAUGAGCAGGGAAAGAGAGACCACGAAAGGCGAGGAACUAGAUGAGGAAACGGCACUCAAUGGCAAAGGACAGUCAAGCAGUGCUGGCAAAAAACUGCCUCAGAACUUGCUGAAUAUAUUUAACCAGAUUGCUGAAUUUGAGAGGGAAAAAGGAAAUAAGCAGAAGAACCAGUGAAAUAUAAAGAAGGUGCUAGGUAUGAAUUUAGUUCAUCUUCUAAUCACUAAAUAAGUAUGUGUUCUUUAAAAAAAGUUCUUACCUCUAAGUAGGCCUGUUUGAUUUUGAUUUAAGGAAUGAUGGAUAUGCAAGAGUUAUAUCCUAUCUUUCUUUGAAACUGGGUUUCUUGUUCUGUUUAUGAUAUUAAGAUGUGACAGUGUGAUUGGCUAAAGAACUUAUUAAGACAGCCACUUGUGCUAACUGGCAUCUAAAUUGCACUUUACAGAAGAAAUCUCCAAGGCACCAAUGACUGUUACUUUUUAUUGUUAAUAUAACCAUGUAUUGUUAACAUAAUAAUAAAUUCAGUUGCUUUUAAUGAA
This is a messenger RNA of Pogona vitticeps (central bearded dragon), 2822 nucleotides long. RefSeq names its product tetratricopeptide repeat domain 14 (gene TTC14). NCBI's taxonomy places the organism in Eukaryota, Metazoa, Chordata, Lepidosauria, Squamata, Agamidae. Gene Ontology annotation, molecular function: nucleic acid binding; protein binding. The record is from RefSeq and is a predicted model, not a curated record.